Messenger RNA from Nicotiana tabacum (common tobacco), 1126 nucleotides. RefSeq lists its product as uncharacterized. The record is from RefSeq and is a predicted model, not a curated record. NCBI's taxonomy places the organism in Eukaryota, Viridiplantae, Streptophyta, Magnoliopsida, Solanales, Solanaceae. Gene Ontology annotation, molecular function: nucleic acid binding; zinc ion binding.
AUUUUGAUGGCUUUUCAUCACAUACUCAUAUAGGGGAACUCAGAAGGCCUGACGGAUGCGAUGACGAACAUUUAAAACUGAAAGCUGAAAUUACUCCUGCAAAUAUUACUGCCAACAACAAUUCAAUUCCUUUGUUGAAUGUCACUAACUUCAAGUCAUGGUAAGAGUAUCUCAACAUAGUUCUCGGAGUUAUGGAUCUCGAUCUCGCGUUAAGGAUUGGUUCUCCACCACCUCUUAGAGAUAAGAGUACCUCUAAUGAAAAGAGAGAUAUGGAAAAGUGGGAGAUAUCAAAUCGCAUGUGUAUGAUGAUCAUGAAGAAAGCCAUUCCAGAAACAUUCAGGGGCACUAUGUCCGACAAGGUUAAGACGGCUAAAGAGUUUAUGGCUAAUAUUGAAAAAGUAUUUGUCAAGAGUGAAAAGGCUGAAAUUGGUACACUCUUGACAAGUCUGAUUUCAAUGAGGUAUCAAGAAAAAAGUAACAUCAGGGAGUACAUCAUGCGAAUAUCUCAUCUUUUUUCUAAGUUGAAAGCACUUAAGUUGGACUUCUCUGAGGACUUGCUAGUGCAUUUGGUUUUGAUAUCCCUUCCACUACAAUUUAGUCAGUUUAAGGUGAGCUAUAAUAGUAAGAAAGAGACUUGGUCUCUAAAUGAGCUCAUCUCACACUGUGUCCAGGAAGAGGAUAGACUGAAGCAGGAAAAGAUAGAAAGUGCUCACUUAGCCGCUGUACCUAAGGACAAAAGGAAAUACAUGAAGAGAAAUAAUAAGGAAGCCGUGGAUACAACAACACAAGAGAAACAACAUUAUGAACCAAUUACAUAUGGUUGUUUCUUUUGUCAAGCUGCAGGUCAUAAAAAGAAGGAUUGUACCAACCAUCAUGCAUGGCGUGCAAAGAAAGGUACACCUCUUAAUUUUGUUUGUUCUAAGGUUAAUUUGAUUUCGGUACCAAGACAUAGAUGGUGGACAGAUUCUGGUAUAAUAACUCACAUCACUAUGUCUAUUCAAGGUUGCCUGAACUAUCGAAAGCCUAAUGAUGGUGAAAGAUACAUCUACAAUAGUGACAGCAAGUCGGUGAAAGUCGAAGCAAUUGGAACUUUUAGAUUAUUGUUAAGAACGGAUUUUAUUUGAAU